CGUCACGUGAGGCCCGGGUCGGGGCGGAGCUACGGCGAGAGAGGGAGGAAAGGUAGGGGAAGCCGGAAGAGGCGCUAAUGAAGCCGAGAGAAGACGAGAGUUCCUGAGGGCAGGGGUGCGCGUGCGCCCGCUCUUUUGCUUCCCCCUCCCACCCCCCCCCAACACACCCCUGGGCCCUGCCGCCCGCCCUCGAGGCCACUCGCUGCUGCCUGGGGCGCGGGAGCGCGCGCCCCGUCCGCGCGCGCGGCGCCGGCCGCCCCUCCCCCGCGCCCCGUCCGCCCCGUCGCGUCCCGUCCCCUCGGGUGCCGCCGUCGGCCGCGUGCCUGUGCACGUCGGUGGCCGCGGGGACAUUUUCUGACUCCUGGUUCCCGCCCGGCUGCCCUCCCCACCCCGUGGCGGGGCCGGCCGCUCCCCCGGCCCCAGGAUGCAGAAUGUGAUUAACACGGUGAAGGGAAAGGCACUGGAGGUGGCUGAGUACCUGACCCCGGUCCUCAAGGAAUCAAAGUUUAAGGAAACAGGUGUUAUUACCCCAGAAGAGUUUGUGGCAGCUGGAGAUCACUUAGUUCACCACUGUCCAACAUGGCAAUGGGCUUCUGGGGAAGAAUUGAAAGUAAAGGCAUACCUACCAACAGGCAAACAAUUUUUGGUCACCAAAAAUGUGCCAUGUUACAAGCGGUGCAAGCAGAUGGAAUAUUCAGAUGAAUUGGAAGCUAUCAUUGAAGAGGAUGAUGGUGAUGGAGGAUGGGUAGAUACUUAUCAUAACACAGGUAUUACAGGAAUAACUGAAGCAGUUAAGGAGAUUACACUGGAAAGCAAGGAUAGUAUAAAACUCCAAGAUUGCUCAGCAUUAUGUGAGGAGGAGGAAGAGGAAGAUGAAGAAGAAGCUGCAGAUAUGGAAGAAUAUGAAGAGAGUGGAUUGUUGGAAACAGAUGAGGCUACCCUAGACACAAGGAAAAUAGUAGAAGCUUGUAAAGCUAAAACUGAUGCUGGAAGUGAAGAUGCUAUUUUGCAAACCAGAACAUAUGACCUUUAUAUUACGUAUGAUAAAUAUUAUCAGACACCACGACUAUGGUUAUUUGGCUACGAUGAGCAACGGCAGCCUUUAACAGUUGAACACAUGUAUGAAGACAUCAGUCAAGAUCAUGUGAAGAAAACAGUGACCAUUGAAAAUCAUCCUCAUCUCCCACCACCUCCUAUGUGUUCAGUUCAUCCAUGCAGGCAUGCUGAGGUGAUGAAGAAAAUCAUUGAGACUGUUGCAGAAGGAGGGGGAGAACUUGGUGUUCAUAUGUAUCUUCUAAUUUUCUUGAAAUUUGUACAAGCUGUCAUUCCAACAAUAGAGUAUGACUACACAAGACACUUCACAAUGUAACGAAGAGAGUUUACAGUUUAUCCUAAUCAUUGGUUCUGAUUUUUAAAGAAUUAACCCAUAGAUGUGACCAUUGACCCUCUUCAUCAAUAUGUACAAUUUCUCUAAUAAAGGGACUUAUAUGUUUAUGCAUUAAAUAAAAAAAGUUCCACUACCAGCCUUAUUUGUUUAAUAAAAUUGAGUGUAAAGA
Messenger RNA from Pipistrellus kuhlii (Kuhl's pipistrelle), 1556 nucleotides. RefSeq names its product autophagy related 3 (gene ATG3). Gene Ontology annotation, cellular component: cytosol; cytoplasmic ubiquitin ligase complex. Gene Ontology annotation, molecular function: Atg8-family ligase activity. Bases 425 to 1369 code for a protein of 314 amino acids. Gene Ontology annotation, biological process: autophagosome assembly; nucleophagy; autophagy of mitochondrion. The transcript is spliced from 12 exons. The record is from RefSeq and is a predicted model, not a curated record. Lineage: Eukaryota; Metazoa; Chordata; Mammalia; Chiroptera; Vespertilionidae.